This is a messenger RNA of Haliaeetus leucocephalus (bald eagle), 2298 nucleotides long. RefSeq names its product signal peptide peptidase like 2A (gene SPPL2A). The transcript has 16 exons. Gene Ontology annotation, biological process: membrane protein proteolysis. Gene Ontology annotation, molecular function: aspartic endopeptidase activity, intramembrane cleaving. NCBI's taxonomy places the organism in Eukaryota, Metazoa, Chordata, Aves, Accipitriformes, Accipitridae. The coding region runs from base 408 to 1778 and encodes 456 amino acids. Gene Ontology annotation, cellular component: Golgi-associated vesicle membrane; lumenal side of endoplasmic reticulum membrane; cytoplasmic side of endoplasmic reticulum membrane. The record is from RefSeq and is a predicted model, not a curated record.
CAAACCCAAUACAAGUAGUGAAAUGGGGAAGCCAGAAGCCUCUGUGAUCUUCUGAAGCAGUGUGAAGGGCAUAUCUGCAUUCCACUAAGUCGUUUUGUUGUUGGGGUUUUCUUGUUUGUUUGCUUGGUUUUUAACAUAAUUUUUACCUUGUUUUGGUAAGGCAGGAUGCAGAGUACUUUCCUGUGUAGGAAGUCACCACUGGAUAUGCUCAACAGCAGGUAACUGCAGAUGAGGGGAUCCUGCAUGCUUCUGGAAGUGGUGUACCACCAGUAACGAAGGAUUACUGCAUAAUUUACAAUUCUCAUUGGAUAUCUCUUCCAAAGAGCCUGGACAAUGCUACUUCCAGGACUCUGGAAAACCUGACUUCUACAGUACUUUGCAGUUCUUCUGAAGUUCCUUCUGGCUUAAUGAAGGACAAAGCAGUUGUAGUGAUGAGAGGAAACUGCACUUCUUUGGAGAAAGCAAGAAUUGCACAAAGUUUGGGUGCUAAAAUGCUGUUGAUUGCCAGUAAACCUAGGCUGUCUCCUCUUUCAGAUAACAAGACUGAUUUUGAAGAUGUAACUCUUCCAGUUGCUCUUAUAAGAUACAAUGACAUAGUAGAUAUGCAGCUGAUGCUUGGAAAUGAAGUUAAUGUGACUCUGUAUUCACCACCUUUGCCAGAGUUUGAUUGCAGUAUGGUUGUCAUCUUCCUAAUUGCUGUGUUUACAGUGGCACUAGGAGGCUAUUGGAGUGGAGUAGCAGAACUUGAGAAUUUGAAAGCAAUAGCAAGUCCUGGGGAGAGAGAAACAAGACGGAAGAAGGAAGAAAAUGUUACUUUCACCCCUGUGACAGUUAUCUUGUUUGUUGUCAUCUGUUGUGUCAUGCUGGUCUUACUUUAUUUCUUCUACAAAUGGUUAGUGUAUGUUAUAAUAUCAGUCUUCUGCUUGGCAUCUGCAAUGAGUCUAUACAACUGUCUUGCAGCAUUGAUAGGAGAAAUACCUUUUGGGCAGUGCAGGAUUGCAUGUUGCAACAAAAACAUUGAAGUGAGGCUUAUUUUUCUUGCUGUAUUCUGCAUAGCAGCAGCUGUUGUCUGGGCGGUGUUUCGAAAUGAAGAUAGGUGGGCUUGGAUUUUGCAAGAUAUUUUGGGAGUUGCUUUCUGCCUAAACUUUAUUAAAACACUGAAAAUGCCCAACUUCAAGUCCUGUGUGAUACUUCUAGGCCUUCUCCUUCUAUAUGAUGUGUUUUUUGUCUUCAUAACGCCAUUUAUCACAAAGAAUGGGGCAAGUAUAAUGGUUGAAGUUGCAGCUGGUCCUUUUGGAAACAGUGAAAAGAAUGAUGGAAACUUGGUGGAAGUCCCUACUGAACGCUCAGCUCCCCAUGAGAAAUUACCUGUGGUUAUUAGAGUGCCUAGACUUGAAUACUCUGCAUCGACACUGUGUGACAUGCCAUUUUCAUUGUUGGGUUUUGGAGACAUUAUUGUCCCAGGGCUUCUGGUUGCUUAUUGUCGAAGAUUUGAUGUUCAAACAAGUUCAUCUUCUGUAUACUACAUUUCCUGUACAAUAGCUUAUGCCAUUGGUAUGGUGCUGACUUUCAUUGUCUUGGCAUUAAUGAAGAUGGGACAACCUGCCCUUCUCUAUCUUGUACCAUGUACACUCAUUACUAGCUCACUUGUUGCUUGGAGGCGCAAAGAGAUGAAGAAGUUUUGGAAAGGAAGCAGUUACCAGAUGAUGGAACACCUGGAUUACCCAGGAAAUGAAGAAAGCACAGUAUCAGCCAGUGAACAGCCUGGAGGACAAUAAUGUGUAGGAUCCUGAUUUAAAAUAGUAUUCAAAUUUUCUACAAAUUAAUUACAGUAAAUUUGGUGAAGUUUUACAAUAGAGUAUUUCCUACUCUGUAAAAUGGUUUUUUACUCCUGCACCUAUAUUUUUAUGGAAAAUAUUGUUAAUAACAGAAAAGUAAUCAAAAUAGACUUGCAUUUUUACAGCCAAACCAUAGCUAGUAAAACCGUGCCUUAUUUCAAUUUAAAUAAAAGGAUAUUUUCUAUGCAAUUUUCCAAAUGUGUUUCUAUACAGUAUAUUUUUAUAAGUUGCUUGCCCAUAUCAGUUUGAUGCAUUAAAUGUUCUCUUAAUUUUGAUUAAGACUAGUCACAUUUAAAAAAGUACAGUACCCUUCAUAGGAUUUCUUUCCAGAUUUUGAAUGCAAAGAUUGAUAGUAGUAUAACUAUAGCAACUAAAGAAUGAAACUAUAGUUCCAUUACUACAACUAAUUGAAUAAACAGUGUGUAUGUUAGUCUAUGUACAUUCUAAGCCAUAAAAUAGA